This is a messenger RNA of Exaiptasia diaphana, 427 nucleotides long. Its product is annotated as histone H3-like. The transcript has a single exon. Gene Ontology annotation, cellular component: nucleosome. NCBI's taxonomy places the organism in Eukaryota, Metazoa, Cnidaria, Anthozoa, Actiniaria, Aiptasiidae. The record is from RefSeq and is a predicted model, not a curated record. Bases 17 to 427 code for a protein of 136 amino acids. Gene Ontology annotation, molecular function: DNA binding; protein heterodimerization activity; structural constituent of chromatin.
GAUUAUUAUAAAGAUCAUGGCUCGAACAAAACAGACUGCUCGUAAAUCAACCGGUGGAAAAGCUCCCCGAAAACAACUCGCAACCAAGGCAGCACGUAAAAGUGCCCCAGCAACUGGUGGAGUCAAGAAACCACAUCGUUACAGACCUGGAACAGUCGCUCUUCGUGAAAUCCGUCGUUACCAGAAGUCGACCGAGUUGCUUAUCCGCAAGCUUCCCUUCCAACGUCUCGUCCGUGAAAUUGCUCAGGACUUCAAGACAGAUCUUCGCUUCCAGAGUUCAGCUGUUAUGGCCCUUCAGGAGGCUAGCGAGGCUUACUUAGUUGGCCUGUUUGAUUUUUUUAACUUGUGCGCCAUUCACGCCAAGCGAGUCACCAUCAUGCCCAAGGACAUUCAUUUUUUUCGCCGAAUCCGUGGCGAGAGAGCUUAA